Molecule: messenger RNA, 2213 nt
Organism: Cucurbita pepo subsp. pepo (vegetable marrow)
Lineage: Eukaryota; Viridiplantae; Streptophyta; Magnoliopsida; Cucurbitales; Cucurbitaceae
Source: RefSeq, a predicted model, not a curated record
GAGAGAAAGCGUGGCGAAUUACUUCUUACGGGGCCCACAUCCUAUAAAAACCCUUUUCUCUGCUACGCUGUUUUUCCCCCGCGAAAACCAAAAACGAUUUCAGUCACACAGAGAGAUUCGAAGACUGAACAUCGGCCAUUGAUUGGAAUUUCUCGCCCAUUUUCACGAUGGGGAACCGAAGAUUUGCGCAGGUUUCUACUAGCGAUGAGGAAGAUGAAGUGCCGGCAACGAAGCAGCAAUUCUCUAAUUCAGACGACAACUUGCCAAUUCGGAGGAAGAGGAAGAAGAUGAAGUUCAUAGAGGAAGAGGAGGAGGAGCUGGAGGAGGAAGGGGAAGAGAGAAAUCGCAGGAGUAGAAGGAGUAGAAACAAGGGAGAGAAGGAGGUGGAAGCUUAUAAACAGCAGGCAGAUGAUGAAAAUGAGGACGAUCAGUCGCAAGAGGACGCGAAGCCGGUUGGGGAUGCUGUUAGGGUUUCUGGGAAAGGGAGGGGAAGGAAGAGCCAUUACAAUGCGUUUGAAUAUGAUGGGAACAGAUAUGAUCUCGAGGAUCCGGUACUUCUGGUUCCUGAGGACAAGGAUCAAAAACCUUAUGUGGCAAUUAUCAAGGAUAUUACUCAGAACAAAGAUGGCAUGAUGGUCACUGGGCAGUGGUUUUAUCGUCCCGAGGAAGCUGAAAGAAAGGGUGGUGGAAGUUGGCAAUCACAUGAUACUCGAGAGCUGUUUUAUAGUUUCCACCGUGAUCAGGUUCCUGCAGAAUCUGUAAUGCAUAAAUGCGUUGUGCAUUUUGUUCCAUUGCAUAAGCAACUUCCAGUUCGGAAGCAACAUCCUGGUUUUAUUGUUCGAAAAGUGUACGACACAGUUGAAAAAAAACUUUGGAAGCUAACUGAUAAGGACUAUGAAGACUCUAAGCAGGAGGAAAUUGAUGAACUUGUUAAGAAGACCAUGUCACGGUUGGGAGAUCUUCCUGAUAUUGAGCCUGAAGAUGCCCCAGUUGACCAGGAAGAUCAGUUGAAGACUAAAAGAAGUUUUAAAAGAAAAAAUAUAUCUCCUCUUGAUAUUACAAGAGAUGAAUCAGAGGCAACCAGAUACGAUCACAGCUUAAAAGCUGAAACACCAGGAAGCUGUACAACUAAUCGAUCUGAGUACUACUCCAUAUUAGAAAUAUUUGACGUUCUAACAGGUGAAACUCAUCGUGAUAAAUGGUUGGAAAAACUUUUGGAGGGGGUUCAGUACGUAUGUUAUACUCCUGAGAAAACACGUGAAGAUGAUAUGGGACAAACUGCUGCUAAUGGUGUUAGCCAUGAAAAUAAGAAUCCGGAACCAUCGAUUGUAGCACAGAACAGUGCUAAGAGCGGCAAGUCUUUUCUCUGGCCGGAUGCAGCAGUUCCAGCCAUAACUGCUCUCGAGAAGGUGUCCAGUGAUGCCCUUUCUGCUGAUUUUCAGAAGUAUAACCAAAAAAUGCGGCAACUGGUAUUCAAUCUCAAGAAUAAUCGUUUACUAGCUCAACGGCUCUUAAAUGGAGAGUUGGAGCCAUCAAAAAUCCUGAAUAUGUCACCCAAUGAACUCAAGGAUGGAUUGACUGCUGAGGAGAUGGCAGCAACUAAAGAGCCUGAUGAGUCCGAGCGUAUGCAGAUGACAGAAGCGCGGUGUUCAAGAUGCACAGAAUGUAAAGUGGGUGUAAGGGAAAUCAUCCAAACAGGACAUGGAGAACGAUAUAAGUUGGAGUGCAUUGCCUGUGGUCAUUCUUGGUACGCCUCUAGGGAUGAACUCUCUAUGCUGACGAUAGAUGCGGCAACUAAUUCUACAAAAAGUGUUGGCACCGCACCAUGGGCAACUGCCAAAUUUGAAGAUGUGGAGAAGAGUCUACUCAGUCCCCGUGAACCCGAAAAAGCCACCGAGGACCUCUUCAAGAAAACGAGUGAAGCAUACAUGCCCGUAUUGGAUAGCCCGAAAUCAAACAAGUCUAGAAAGGAAGAUAACACAGAACCUGCUAAAAAUGCACAGUAAGGCAUCUGACCUUGUUUUAUGUUUUGUUUACACUUAGGUUCGAUCGCAGUGUACAGAUAGACAGGAUGCCAUAUGUAUCUAAGUUCUCCAACCCUCUUCUCUGUCGCCUCAAGCUGUCGUGAACUAUUAGCUAGGUUUACAGUUAUAACCAAUUACCUAACCCAACUUUACGUAGAUUCCAUGUUUAUACAAUCUUCUUGCAUAGUA